Messenger RNA from Cryphonectria parasitica EP155, 570 nucleotides. RefSeq lists its product as uncharacterized. The transcript has a single exon. Lineage: Eukaryota; Fungi; Ascomycota; Sordariomycetes; Diaporthales; Cryphonectriaceae. The annotation marks the transcript as partial. The record is from RefSeq and is a predicted model, not a curated record.
GUCGCCCAGUACUUCCGGCUCAACUUAUUCCCUGACCCCUCGCUUGUAGACGCCGUGGGCCGCGCCGACAGAUGCUCCACGGAUGUUGGUCCCCACAUAUGGUACGGAUACACCCACAACUUUUUCACUCCCACACAGGCACACUUUUUCAACAAUGAGGCUCGAGCACUGCCGUCCCACACAAGGGUGGAGUACCCGUUCCUCCUCAUCGAAUUCGCAGAAGCCCCAGCCUUAUCUGCGAACCUGGACGGACCCGUUGCGCGAUGCUUUGAGAACUCGGCGCCCUUCGCCAAGAUGGUCGCCCGCCUCAACCACCUGCUGUCCAAGUGGGCCAUGCACAGGACCCAGCCCGUCAACCAGAGCGUGUUCAUGGUUGCCAUGAGCACCACAUCGGCCCGGCUCUACGUCGCAUGGUACGAUGGCGACAACACUAUCCAUCUGUCGAUCCUUGGCUAUUUUAAUCUCGAGGAACGCGAUGAGUACCUGCGCCUCCACAGAUAUAUCACGAAGAUCCUCGUCUGGGGAGGGCGUGUCAGGCUACACGAGCUCUACUGCGCCUUGAACGAACUU